UGAAUAAACAUCAUUUCUUUUAAUUUUUGUGAUGUUAUGCGGCUGCGCUUUUCCGUUAAAAUUUGGCCCGCUUUUGAAAAAAUACGUUCACAUGGAACUGAAGAGGCUGGAAUUGAUAAAUAUUGUUUCACAAACUUAUGCAAGGUAGGAUAUACUUCACCACGAGUGUGCCACCAAUGUAGAGGAUCGUCUUUGAUUUUAAUUUUUUUAUCCGAUAAAUAUCUAUCAAGUUCAGAAACGGCAGAUAUUCUUGGAUUAAAAUUGUUAACGGGUGUUUGCUCUUGGAAUUUGAACACUUCCCAAACAUCAUCAUUUUCAAAUGUUUCUUGUAGUGAACCUUCAUCUGAGUCAUUUGCUUCCGAUUGCAAAGGAAUUAAUUUGCUAACUAAAUUAUCGUAGCAAAAUUCAUAUCGAGCAACGUCUCCUAAAAACCUACUUUUUUGAAUCGUGGAUCUAGGAUUAUAGCGCUAUUGAUAAUUUCUGAAUCAAACAUACAUUCAAACUUUUCCUUAAUACCUCGUACCAUUUCUUUGUAUAGUUUAGAAACUGCCUUACACAUGCUUUCAUUUUCCAUUUUUUCUGAAAUUUUUUUUAACAACGAUCUUAUAAGAGCACCCAUUGUUGAAAGUGUGACUAUUUUUUCACCUAUAAUUUCAAUAGUGACUGCAUUAACAAGUUCGAGAACACUUGUCGCUUGUUCGAUUACGGUCCAAUCACGUUCUUCUAAUUUUGAUUUAAUGUUAACUGACGCCACACAGGAAACUAACGGAAUUCUGUUAUUUUUUUAUCUUUUCAACAUUUCGUAAGUUGAAUUCCAGCGAAUUGGACAAUCUUGUUUUAAUUUCUGUUGGGCAUAGUUUAAUUUGGUUUGCAUUUCAAACAAUUUAUAAGUUGCUUUAGCACUCCUUUUAAAAAACAUCACAACACGCUUCGCUUCUUCAACUGUGUUUGUAAUAGACGCUUUUAUUGCGUUUUUUACCACCAAAUUCGUUUGACCACCAGUUUGACGUUUGACGUUUAAUUGUUCGGCCGCAUUUCCGUCGCGCUCCGUGAUUUUUCAAUCAUUCUCUUGUGUUUUCUGCGUCGCAUCGCAUUGUUGCCUUUUCUACGGACUAUUAAACUGUUUAACAUCAUCGCUUCGUCUUGGCGAAUUGUUUAGUUGCAUCACAACUGUGGUUUCCUGCUGUUUUUUCCUGCUCGGCUUAGCAGUGUUGUGCUGUGAUUACGCGUGAUUUCGCGAUGGCGGCUAUUUGCUUCUCGUGUGCUGAACCGCUAGAGGCCACCGGCUGCAUCAUCAGUUGUGCAUAUUGUGACGCUACGUUCCACCGCGGCUGUUGCAAAUUGCCCCCCGAGCUGAUUGACGCAGUAUUGUCCAAUGUCGACCUGCACUGGAGUUGCAUUGGCUGCACUAACAUGCUUAAAAAUCCGCGCUGCCGUUCGGUAAAAGAAAUAGGCGCCCAGGUCGGUUUCCAAGCCGCCCUCAACUCAGCUGUAGCAGCUAUUGGCAAGCUCGUUGAGCCUAUUGUCGCCGAAGUUCGCAGUGGUUUUACCCUCCUUCAAACUGCAUCCACGCCUCACAAUCGGAACUCUGAUCCUCGACCAGCUACUGGUAGAAAGCGGAGGCGUAUAAUCGAGGAUUCGGCAUCUCCUGGUGUAAACAAAAUUGUAAACAGUCGCGGCAACAUCCUUUGUGCCGCGUCAUCGCCAAACGCAUACACCAACACCACGAUUGCCGUCCAGCCGGCACCUACACAACCGCAUGAACUGGUGGGAACCGAUCCGUUAUCAUCACCGCUUCAAGCUGCACCUCGUGAGCCAUUCACAGAUAGGAUCUGGAUCCGCCUAUCCCGCUUAUCAACGGCCGUCACUGUGGAACAAGUGGUCGCUUCUGUAAAGCGUCGCUUAGCCACCGAUGACGUUAUAGCGUAUUGCCUGCUGAGAAGAGGGGUUAGUGUGGACAGCAUGAAUUGGCUUUCAUUCAAAGUGAGGGUCCCGGCUAUCCUUCGAGAUGCGGCACUCACACCAUCCACCUGGCCCGUCGGUAUCGGUGUACGUGAGUUUUUUCAAUCCCGUCAACACGACCACCAAACCUCAUCUCCUAUAGCCACCCGAAACCGCUUUACUUCACGCACACCAGCUACUAGUACUGAACACCGCUACACCACACGCACACCAACAACGACUCACCGUUUAGCCGCACGCACGUCUACUCCACCUGAUCCUGAAACAACAUCAUCACAACAGUGUCACCCCCCGGUGAAUGAUACCUUGGAAGCACCCAACUCAACACUUGUUUCUGGACCGCCCCAAAACCACCGUGCUUCAUCUCCGCACCUACACCAGUCUACAAUCGAUCGCUUUUUUCUCAACUAGACGAAGUUCCGCUCAUUGCACGCAACAAACACGCCAAGCCUCAUGCUCUGACAACGCAGCUCAAUUGACUUACCGUUUACCCGCUUUAUCCAAC
Anopheles coluzzii is the source of this 2467-nucleotide messenger RNA. RefSeq lists its product as uncharacterized. The record is from RefSeq and is a predicted model, not a curated record. The transcript has a single exon. The coding region runs from base 1240 to 2373 and encodes 377 amino acids. Lineage: Eukaryota; Metazoa; Arthropoda; Insecta; Diptera; Culicidae.